Molecule: messenger RNA, 702 nt
Organism: Spirometra erinaceieuropaei
Lineage: Eukaryota; Metazoa; Platyhelminthes; Cestoda; Diphyllobothriidea; Diphyllobothriidae
Source: the annotation of a GenBank genome assembly
AUGCGGAACUCUCCGUAUCAUGCGAUAGCUAAGUGGUUAGCAGAGAAGCUCAAGCCCAUACAACAUCAGCUGGCACCACGCAGCUAUCGAGAUACCUUUCAAUUCAUUGACGACAUUAAAGACCUCAACCUUGACGGCAUGAUGAUGUUCUCACUAGACUUCGCAUCACUUUUUACAAACGUCCCAGUCACCGAGACAGUUGACUACAUCUGUGAUUUUCUAUCUGCCAGUCAUCAAGAAAUAGGACUGCCGACAAAAACACUCAAGGAAAUAUUACUUAGAUGCACAUUAAAUGUGCAGUUCCUUUUUGACAACCAACUCUAUAGACAAAUAGACGGCGUUGCCAUGGGCUCGCCUCUUGGACCUCUCUUAGCCGACGUCUUCAUGGGCAAGCUGGAGAGAUUUCAACUAAGCGAUCAGAUCAAGAAGCUUAAACAUUAUGGUCGCUACGUUGAUGACAUCUUUGCGAUUGCAACUACAGAAACCGACGUCGCUGCCCUCCUAAAUGCUGCAAAUCAGGCACAUCCGUCGAUCAAAUUCACGUUGGAGAUGGAGUCAGCUGGUUCGCUUCCUUUCUUAGAUGUCCUUCUAAACAGGAGAUCUGACGGUAGCAUCCGAAGGAGUGUCUACGAAAGAAAACCUGGUCUGGACAAUACACGAACUUUGCUAGUUUCGUACCUCUCCAACAAAAACGGAAUCUAG